This is a messenger RNA of Trichophyton benhamiae CBS 112371, 543 nucleotides long. RefSeq lists its product as uncharacterized. NCBI's taxonomy places the organism in Eukaryota, Fungi, Ascomycota, Eurotiomycetes, Onygenales, Arthrodermataceae. The coding region runs from base 1 to 543 and encodes 180 amino acids. Gene Ontology annotation, molecular function: ATP binding; mismatched DNA binding. Gene Ontology annotation, biological process: mismatch repair. The record is from RefSeq and is a predicted model, not a curated record. The transcript has a single exon.
AUGCCUAGUCGCACUUCGUCUACCCCUUUAUACCCGUUUACACCGGAUACCAGGUCCACCCGCCCAAGUACCAGCAGGACGGCUGUCGGAGGACAUCGAGUAACUCGACCCGCAACAGCAGCAACUACUGCAGCAUCCCGGGAGAUUAUAUGUGCUAUAAGUGAAUCCAGGGGCAUCUCUCCAGCCGUUGGAUUGGCUUUUAUCAACUUGUCUACAUCAGAAGCUGUUCUUUCACAGAUUUGUGAUACCCAGACCUAUGCUAGAACAGUCCACAAGCUUGCCGUAUUUGAACCUUCGGAGGUGCUCUUUAUGAACACUUCCAAAGAACCUCUUUCAAAAUUAUAUGCUAUUUUUGAGGAGAACCUCCCCCAUAUCCGGAUCAUUACAUUCGAUAGGAAACACUGGUCUGAGCAGAACUGUCAUGACUAUGUUGAGCGAUUAGCCUUCAAAGAAGACACGGAAACCAUCAAAAUGGCUUUAGAGGGCAGUUAUUUCUCUGCCUGCUGUUUCGCAGCUGUAUACACCCUCUCUGAGUACCUCUAG